CGGGAAACUAGAACCACGGGACAGUGCAGCCGAAUGUCCUGUGGCAACUUCCAAGGCUUAUAACCUGAUUAAGCUCUAUGAGACCAUCGCAUUUAAGAGUGCAUGCAAGUUACACUACACCGAUGAAGAAAAGGACAUGUCGUUGUAUCGAUACAUAAUGGCUGGGAAGAAGUAUCAUGAGUUCAUGGUUGGGAAUGUUCCCGGCAUAAGCCGAGCUACCCUUCUAAGGCACAUGGACAAACAUACAACGGACAUUAAAGAUGGGGUGAUCGACGCGGCGGGUCUGAAGCGUUACCUGACCGAGAACGGCUAUCCGCUGACGGUGAUGCUUGCGGAGGAUGGGACGAGGGUUACCCCGCGUGCCCAGUACGACGAGCGAACAAACACUUUGACUGGACUAGUAGCUCCGCUUGACCACACGGGACUUCCCAAACGAAACUACUUUGACGCCAGCAAUGCGCAGGAUAUGGCUGACAAGUUGAAAAAUUGCCGACUGGCAAGCACUGCAUACGUUCAACUAGCAGUACCUCUAGAUCCAAAUGCGGCCCCGUACGUGCUGUUCUACAUGGGUACGGACAACAGCUUUACGUAUGCAGAUGUACUCAAGCGUUGGCUUCACACCAUCGACUUGCUGAAGAAGCAUGGCAUCACCGUUUUUGGUAUAGCUUCAGAUGGGGACCCAACUCUCCUGAAGGCAAUGCUCAGCAUCAUGCAAUUGGCAGAUGUACCGUGUGAUGAGCUAGGUGUUAGAUUUCUUUGGAAACUUGUUCAGCGCACCUAUCUGUACCAAGAUAUAACGCACACAGUGAACAAACUAGCGCGCAAGUUGUUCAAUCGCAAACGAGCGUUAAUGAUUGGUACAUCGGUGGCUAGCGUUACCCACCUCGAUGCCCUGUUGGAUAAGGUUUCGAAGGACAAACACGGUCUCACGUACGGUGAUCUUCACCCGACCGACCUCAUGAGCUUUCGACCUACGGAAAAAGUAAUGGAGGAAGCCGUUAUCAACCUGUUGGAGGAACAUGUGCCUGGUAGCGAGGGCACGGUAGUGCUGCUCCGCUACAUGAGCGCUAUAUACCGAGCAUAUACUGAUGUAUCGUUGGCGCCGAUUGAAGCCAUCUCAAUGCUCUGGGAGGCGUUGUUUUUCAUGCGGGCGUGGAGGAACUGGACAUUGAAGAAUAGAACAAGCAGCUUCCAAUGUGUGACAGCAAACACGUACGCUUGUCUUGAGAUAAAUGCUCACAGCCUUGUGCUGGCAGCAAGAGACUGCCGCGAUCGUGGCCGACCCGAGGAAUUCUUAGUGAGGUGUUUCGGCAGUCAGGACGUCGAGGCGACAUUCCGGAAUCUUCGAUCGAUGACGACAAUGAACCAUACCCAGACGAACCUCACUUUCAAGGAAAUCGGCGAAAAGCUGCGGCGAGCUCACAUGCUGCAUCAAAUUCAGCACCGUAACCGUAUUAAGUUUCGAUUCCCUGGUCACACGGGUCCGACCAACGUGUCCGUGCUACCGACACUGCCGACGGAUGCUGAAAUAAAAGCCGCACUAACCAGUGCUGAGGGGAGGGCAUCUGAGGUCUUGGGCAAGCUUGGCCUCUUGCAGGCUGAACAAUCUUUCGAGUUUAGUGUACAUGCCCUCGGGGACCGGAACUGGGAAGACUUGAUCGUUUCCGAUAGUGAGUCUGACACGGAGGACCAUGAAGACCAUGAACCCGGUCAGGAGGUGUAUGAAGCUAAGCAUCUGUUUUCAAACUUUUCGGGCCAGAUCGCGCUGCCUAACAGCACGUCCGAUAAGCACAUCUACCUGAUACGAGAUGACCACGGGAAGGUGUUUCACGUUAAGAAGAGUAGUGUAGUGUGGAUGCUUACUGCGUCUAAGGUUCAGGAAAAAGCUCGUAUGAUACGUUACAAACAGCCCAUGCCUAACUAGGGCAAGCUAGGUUGAUUAGGUUCAUAAGUAAUACAUAUUAUAUAAUGUCCGUACUCUUAGAGUGUGCUUUACUAUCCUUGAUGACACUCUGACUAUUCAACCUCCAAGGUGGUGGUUGAAUAGUCAGGGGGGGUGUUAUACCCGGGUGUUUGUAGUAGCCUAUGUACUGGUUCCUACAAACACCCGGGUUAUACUCUUUGAAAAAUGUUGCCCCUAAAUGUAUGCAACCCAUGAAAUGGAAAAAGUUUCAAAAUUCGUCUAAGUCCCGGAAAUGGGGAAGUGUUCUUGCCUGCGAAGGCACCACUGAGCUGAGGUGAGAUGAAUACGUACCCACAGUUGUCUGAGUUGGGGCAGCGUAACGAGUGAGCUAUGAUGAGCGCGCAAACAUGCGUGCGCUUCAUAUACGUGUACCGUACACUGUGUACGGACGCGGCGGAGGAUGGGUCGCGGUACAUUGACUGAGUCGGUGACCAUUUCGGUGGUAAAGUGGUUAAGCCAAAUUGGCUUGCACGUCGCUAAGCCAAAUUCGCUUAUGGGAUGCUAAGCCAAGUUGGCUUAAGAAGCAAAGUUGGCUUGGAUUGAACAUGUGUCCGCAGUACAAGUAGAAAACGCAUGCGGCUUCAAGUGAUCAUGACCAGCGUACGCCCCGUAUAUGCUUACUGGUGUACGCGGAUGAUCUCUGGUAUCGGCAUCCACCUUUAGGCAAAGUUAAUUUAAUGGUAGGCGAAGUUCGCCUACAUAGAGAAAAAAGUUUGCCUCAAGUAGGAAAUUUGACUAAGUCUGGGAACGGUACAAGUGGGCAACGCAUGCAGCGUCAAGUGCGCAGACCAUCCACCUCUCGGUAUGUACCGUCUAAGUAAUGGGGACAGUGAUGGUGGCAGUAUGCAUCGUCGAGUGCGCAUGACCAGCGUACCAGCGUACGCCCCAUAUACACUGACCGGUGUACGCGGAUGAUCUCUGGUAUCGGCAUCCACCUUUAGGCAAAGUUAAUUUAAUGGUAGGCGAGUUUCGCCUACAUGGGAAAAAAGUUCACCUAAAUUGGCAAAAUUUGCCUAAGUCUGGCAUAUGAAAAAGGUUGACAUGGUAGGCAACCUCGGGUGCGCAUCCGUCCACUUCGAAGGAAUGUACCGUCCUAGGACUGGGAACAUCGUGUGCGCAAACCCGCGUACACUCCAUAUACGCGGACUGGUGUACGCCGAUGAGCUUAGGUACCGGUAUCCACGCUGAGACAAGGUUUACUUAAGUGGAGGCCAAAUUGGAUUACUUG
Messenger RNA from Culex pipiens pallens (northern house mosquito), 3191 nucleotides. RefSeq lists its product as uncharacterized. Bases 137 to 1924 code for a protein of 595 amino acids. The record is from RefSeq and is a predicted model, not a curated record. The transcript has 3 exons. Lineage: Eukaryota; Metazoa; Arthropoda; Insecta; Diptera; Culicidae.